Anoplopoma fimbria (sablefish) is the source of this 1353-nucleotide messenger RNA. It is a transcript of the gene colq, whose product is annotated as collagen-like tail subunit (single strand of homotrimer) of asymmetric acetylcholinesterase. NCBI's taxonomy places the organism in Eukaryota, Metazoa, Chordata, Actinopteri, Perciformes, Anoplopomatidae. Bases 1 to 1353 code for a protein of 450 amino acids. The record is from RefSeq and is a predicted model, not a curated record. The transcript is spliced from 17 exons.
AUGACUCUUCUAACACUUGGACUGUAUCUGCCUCUGUGGUUUUGUUAUGGCCUGGCUCAAUCCUCUUUUCUGGACAGCUUUGUUUCAUUCCCAGCCGCUCUCAGAUCCCCGGAGCAGCAGAAGAGAUUCAGCCCAUGCUGUUUACUGCCUCCACCCCCACUGUUUCCUCCACCCCCUUCACUUUGGCGCCGCCACGCUCAUAAUGAAGACAUUUCACGUGAUGGCGGUGUGUCAGAGCCGGGCAGUGAGUGCGUCCGAGGCCCCAGCGGGCCUGCUGGUCCCUCUGGUCCUCAGGGGCCACCUGGAUUACCUGGGAUAGGAGGGUUCAAGGGAGAAAAGGGAGAAAUCGGAAGACCUGGGCAAAAGGGUCGAGCAGGUCCCAUUGGACUUCCCGGAAAACCGGGACCAGCUGGAUGGCCUGGACCAAGUGGGCCCAAAGGGGAGAAAGGUGACUCGGGUCUGAUGGGUUUGCCUGGAGCCAGAGGACCAAUUGGGCCAAGGGGUUUACCCGGGUAUAAAGGCGAAAAGGGCUCUCGAGGUGAUCGUGGGGAAAGUGGAAUGAAAGGCGACAAGGGUGGGAUGGGUUUCUCAGGAAUGCUUGGACAGAAAGGUGAAAUGGGUCCAAAAGGAGAACCUGGGAUGUCAGGAAACAGAGGACCCACUGGCCGACCAGGGAAGAGAGGCAAGCAGGGAUCUAAAGGAGACACAGGCGGUGUUGGUCCUAUGGGACCUGCAGGCCCACAGGGAACUCCAGGCCACCCUGGUCCUCCUGGUUCACCUGCCACAGGAUUAUACAUGGUUGGAACAAAGGGUUUACGUGGUCCACCAGGGCCUCCUGGAAAGUGUAGCUGUGGCUCUCUCAGUAAUUCUCCAUUGGAUGAUUUUUCUUCCAGAGGAAACUAUCCCAAAGUACCAGCGAUAUUCGUUGUAAGCAAUGAGGAAGAACUGGAGCGCCUUCAGACAGAUAAUGCUAUUGCAUUCCGCAAAGACCAGAGAUCUCUCUAUUUCAAAGACAUUGAUGGCUGGCUGCCAAUCCAGACUUUUCCAUUCCAGAUGACUCCGUUCCAGUCCAUGGAAAACGCACCUGACGAUGAGGGUUACUGUGGUGACGGGAUUGUGCAGAUUUCCACUGGAGAGGAGUGUGACGACAGAAACAGAGUCGUCACUGAUGGCUGCGUCAAGUGUAAACACGCCUACUGCGGAGACGGAUACCGCUAUGAGGGGGCUGAGGAGUGUGAUGGAAAGGACUUUGGAUACCAGACAUGUAACUCAUAUCUUCCAGGGUCAUAUGGUCACCUCAAGUGCACACCAUACUGUGUUAUUGACUCCACAAACUGCAAGUACUUCACCUGA